Candidula unifasciata is the source of this 170-nucleotide messenger RNA. The record is from the annotation of a GenBank genome assembly. NCBI's taxonomy places the organism in Eukaryota, Metazoa, Mollusca, Gastropoda, Stylommatophora, Geomitridae.
GUUUGUUAAUCUGGUCUCUCGUGUCCACGGCCGCGGUCGCUCUCCGGUGUGGAGGUAUAUUUGUGCUGGACCGGGAAAUGGAUGAAUUUACGAUUACCAGUCCAGGCUACCCAGAGAAUUACCCAAAAUUUUCCCAGUGCCAGUGGACAGUUAUCUCAACAGUAAAUAAG